Messenger RNA from Pseudogymnoascus verrucosus, 1609 nucleotides. RefSeq lists its product as uncharacterized. Gene Ontology annotation, molecular function: protein binding. Bases 51 to 1541 code for a protein of 496 amino acids. NCBI's taxonomy places the organism in Eukaryota, Fungi, Ascomycota, Leotiomycetes, Thelebolales, Thelebolaceae. The record is from RefSeq and is a predicted model, not a curated record. The transcript is spliced from 2 exons.
CAUCACUUCAACACAAGCAAGUGUUAACCAUAACCUACAACUCAACGAACAUGUAUUUCCAGAAACUUCCAAACGAAGUCAUUCAACAAAUCUUCUCAGAGCUUCCCACUUCAGACCUCAAAGCGCUCUCACUUGUGUGUAAGGAGCUUGACGCCCGCGUGACACCACUGUUCUUUUCUUGCCUCGCGUUCUGGCUAGGCCCGGAAGACCUUGACAGACUCGCCACAAUCUCGGAAUCUGCUCGCCUCAGCCGGCAUGUGACAACUCUGUUGAUUCAGGAUGGCAUGUUACAAACCGGAGCUCCAAAACCACGAGGAUUCCUCAGUACUUUUAGUGCUCAGCAUCAACCGGGAUUUCGCUACGCGCAAGGUAUUAUCCGAGGUGUAGACCGCUCAACAAUUACUAGUGAGGCCUUUCAGAGUGCAACUGUGGCUGAUUUUCCGGAGACCGCGAUUUCAGACGGCCUUAAACAGCUCGGCUGGACACCCGAGACUCUGUUUGGCGCAUACAAAGAACAUGGCCGAAUCAUUGAGGAGUAUAACAAAUUUAUCAAUGAGAAGACGGAUAUCGAUAUCCUUUCAGCGCUACUCCAGAGGCUUACUAGUUUGACUGAGGUCCAGUUGUGCAACUGGAGCGAAUAUGCUAGGAAGACAAGUGUCAACGCAAUAGUCAAAAUUCAAAUUUUAGAACCAGAUCCCUUCAAGAAUGGCCGUGCCCUCGACAGGUUUCUGCAAGCUGCAGCAAGAACAACGAUUCCUAGCCUUUCUACUCUAGUACUCAAAGAAAAUGAAUUCUUCUACCAAGUCGACGACUUUACCACACUGGACCCUAGCAUCAUUAAAGCAUCUCUCCCCGCUCUUCGAAACCUUUCUUCUCUAACCCUUCCAAUGCGAACUAGGACUUGGAAUAGGCCUGGGUUUACCGAUAUCCACCGCGAAAACCUUGCCGCUUUGCUCCUUAGUGGCCUUCCACAUUUGCGACAUCUACGAAUAUAUACCAAGGAGAGCAUGGAGACUUCCCCCUUGGAACUUUCUCCUAUCUUGGAUGCAAUAUCAAGUGAUCAAUUGGAGAGUAUUGAUCUGGAAUGGUGCACUAUCACGCUUGACAGCGUAGAAAGCUUCCUCAGGCGGCAUAGCAAGACGCUGAAGACAAUGCGGUUUAACUAUAUGAUUCUCAUCCAGGCCCAUUUUGAGACGCUCUUCACGUUAGUACGCGAUAUUACAAAACUUGAAGAGAUGGUCAUUACUCGCGCACUUGUUGAAAAGAGCCACCGUCGCAUUACCUAUGGUGCAGGUGGGUGCCAAGAAAAUCAGGCCUUAGAAAUAAAAUCUCGCCACGAGGAAGCUCGAAAGGAGGUCGCAAGAUUUGCUACAAGAAAAACAGAUCGUUUUCCAAGAGAGCUUCUAGAUGUCGACUCGUCCCUUGUUGAUGACAUCUAUAAUUCUAAAACUAGUACAUGUUUGGGGGUCAUUGGGGAGAAUUUCCUUCCUGAAACCUGGGAUAAGGAGGGGAUGCCUCUAAGGAAGAUGGAAUUAUUUUAAGUAUUGUCCUAGUGUAAUAUUAACAAGAUCUGUUUCUUAAUAUUUAUCUAGGCUCACAUGUAAACAAG